UCCAGCUGCAGCUCCAUGGAGACGGCUGCGGUCUGAAGCUGCUCUGCUCUCACACACACACACACCACACACACUCUCACACACACUCGCACACACACUCGCACACAGGUACCUGUCCAGGUAUCCGAGCUCCACGAAAAAAAAAAAAAGAAGAAGAAGAAGAAAACUUCGGCGUCCCUCAGCAACGCCCCGGAGGACAGGAUGGCAGUGGGACACCAGUCAGGGGGAGAGCCGGACUCGAACCCGGGCUCCAAGGAGGACAAGAGCCUGAAGGCGGAGGAGGCGGGGGAGGCGGGGGACGGCAGAGUCAGCAUCCCGGAGAAGAGCCCCGCUCCGGCGGAGGCGGAGUUCGUGCACCCGGAGGGCGGCUGGGGCUGGGUGGUGAUGCUGGCCGCCAUGUGGUGCAACGGCUCGGUGUUCGGCAUCCAGAACGCCUUCGGCCUCAUGUUCCUGUCCCUGCUGCAGCAGUUCGGCUCCGUGGACGACCCGGACCUGCGCUUCAAGACAGCGUGGGUGGGCUCCCUCUCCAUGGGGAUGAUCUUCUUCUGCUCUCCCAUCGUCAGCAUCGUCACGGACAUCCUGGGCUGCAGAGUGACCGCCGUGGGCGGCGCCGCCGUGGGCCUGGUCGGCCUGCUGGCCAGCUCCUUCGUCACGUCCCUGGGCCCCAUGUACUUCACCUACGGCAUCGUGUUCGCGUGCGGCUGCUCCUUCGCCUACCAGCCCAGCCUGGUCAUCCUGGGCCACUACUUCAAGAAGCGCCUGGGCCUGGUGAACGGCAUCGUGACGGCCGGCAGCAGCCUCUUCACCAUCACGCUGCCCUUGGUGCUGUCCUACCUGCUGGAGAACAUCGGCCUCUACAACACCAUGCGCGUCCUGUGCGUCCUCAUGUUCAUGCUGGUGCUGGCCGGGUUCACCUACAAGCCGCUGCUGCCCAAGAAGCCCCGGAGCGGCGGCGGCUCGCGCUUCAGCCAGAUCUUCAACGUCAACAUCUGGAAGUCGGUCGGGUACCGCAUCUGGGCCUUCGGCAUCCCCGCGGCGCUCUACGGCUACUUCGUGCCGUACGUCCACCUGAUGAAUCACGUGGAGGAGCGCUUCGGGACGGACGCCAACAAGGAGGUGCUGCUCAUGUGCAUCGGCAUCACGUCCGGCAUUGGAAGGCUCAUCUUCGGCAGGGUGGCGGACUACGUCCCCGGGGUCUACAAGGUCUACCUGCAGGUGACGUCCUUCCUGGUGAUCGGCGUCAUGUCCAUGAUGAUCCCGCUGUGCGACAUCUUCGGCAGGCUGAUCGCCGUCUGCCUGCUCAUGGGCCUGUUCGACGGCUGCUUCAUCUCCAUCAUGGCGCCCAUCGCCUUCGAGCUGGUCGGCGCCAACGACGUGUCCCAGGCCAUCGGCUUCCUGCUGGGACUCAUGUCGGUGCCCAUGGUGGUCGGGCCGCCCAUCGCAGGUUUCCUCCGGGACAAGCUGGGGACCUACGACCUGGCCUUCUACCUGGCGGGGAUCCCCCCCGUCAUCGGCGGCGCCCUGCUGUGCCUCAUUCCCUGGGUGGAGGCCAGGCGCCGGAGGGCCCUGCAGAAGGAGGCCAAGCUCAAGGAGGCGGAGGUGAGCCAGAAGAUGAUCGAGCACGAGAAGAGCCAGGAGGAGGCGCCGUGCAGGAACGGAGAGUCGGUCCUCUAAGAGCCCCACGGACUGCAGGAGAGACCCUACUGCGUGUGUGUGUGUGUGUGUGUGUGUGAGUGUGUGAGUGUGUGUUGAAUCCCAGUAAACUGAAGUGACACGGAGCCGAAGGACGACGACAGUGAUUGUUUGGAUCUGACUCAGCCUAGUUUCCGGUUCUGCAGGUGAAUGUCUCUGUAACUCUGUGGCUGUCUGACCGUAACGCUGCUCGGAGCGGGAGCAGCAGCAGGAGGCCUCCCGCUCCACGCUCAGCCCCGUCCCUCUGGGUUCCUCAUUCCACCUCCUGAAGGACAGAACAAGCGCAGUGAGCUCAAUCCGAAGGCAGAACGAGCUCCCUGUGUGAGCGGAGGCCCCGCUUCACACAGGAAGCUCGUUCUGCCUGCUGCAGCGCCGACCUUUCACCUGCUCCUCGUGUGUUCUGGUUGUUGUUGUCAUUCUGACCUUCGACAGCGUCGUCUCACACUGAACACGCAUGUUUAGCCUUCAGAGGUUCGGUCGAUCCUCCAGCCGGUGCCAGCGUUCCAUCAGGAAUAUUUAUGACAGUCAGUCUGUAUCGAUGUGAGAAACGACACGUAACCCGUUUCAGCCAGCUUCACGCCGACCCGGUAGUGUGCCUGAAAACUCAGACCGUGACCACGGACCAGCAGGUCUUCCUGGACCUGGAGCCAUGAGGGGAGGUCCCACCCGGACCGCUGGAUCAUCAGCUGUGUUCACCCGUCUGUGGUCGUAAUGUUGUGGCUGGUGAGUGUGUGUGUGUGUGUGUGUGUGUGUGUGUGUGUCGUGCAGUGUCAGUAUUAGCGGCGUUGUUUCUGUUCGUGGGUCCAGUGUGAGUUUCUGGAGACCUCUGAGCCGCUGCAGAGCGUGACGCCGGUCUGACUAAUGAUUGACGGCGUCCGGCGGGUCCAGAGGAGUCCGGUUGAUCAUUAGCUGGACUCUCAGGUCGUGAACCUCCAGCAGGAAGCUGCGGGCUUCGCUCGUCCAAGUAUUUAUUUUGGAAAUCGUUAAUGUGCCUUUAAUGGAAGCUCGACUUCCAGCCAGACCAAAGCCUGGAGGCCCGAGGAAGACGGUCGGCCCGAGUCCUGGAAACACCCGGGUCCUGUCUGGACCCCCUCUAGACCCCCUCAAGACCCCCUCUGCCCCCUGCAGGUCAGACCUGUCUCAGCCGUCCCUUCGUCAGACUGGAGCCUCAGCUUUCUUUUUCUUCUCUACAGCCACAAAGUGCCUUUUUUUUUAAUGCAACCUGGGAAUGAAAUCCGCAGCGUUUACAUGGUAGGAAGGAUUUUAACGAUUAGUAUUAAAGCUGCGGCCUGUUUAUAGCAGCCUUCAGUUCUCUGUGCCUUUCAUGCUGUUAUAUAUGCAUCCACUGUGUGAUAAUCUUUAGCUUUUAUUGAAACUGCAUCAGAUGUCAUGAAGAAGAAUGUUUGUCUUCAGCGACGACUUGAGACCAAAGUGUGUUUUUUUUUUUUUUGGUUUUCUGAAGUGAAAAAAAAGACUGUUCCUACAUGUCCUGGCUGCAGGAUGUAGUAAAUGAAUACACAGCGUCUGUAAACACAAUCAAACGUCAUUGUUUUAUAAAACAUGUUGAAACUUUUCCACUUUU
Salarias fasciatus (jewelled blenny) is the source of this 3274-nucleotide messenger RNA. It is a transcript of the gene slc16a10, whose product is annotated as solute carrier family 16 member 10. Gene Ontology annotation, molecular function: transmembrane transporter activity. The record is from RefSeq and is a predicted model, not a curated record. Gene Ontology annotation, cellular component: basolateral plasma membrane. NCBI's taxonomy places the organism in Eukaryota, Metazoa, Chordata, Actinopteri, Blenniiformes, Blenniidae. The transcript has 6 exons. Gene Ontology annotation, biological process: transmembrane transport. The coding region runs from base 202 to 1674 and encodes 490 amino acids.